Messenger RNA from Bufo gargarizans (Asiatic toad), 5121 nucleotides. It is a transcript of the gene NCAPD2, whose product is annotated as non-SMC condensin I complex subunit D2. Gene Ontology annotation, biological process: mitotic chromosome condensation; meiotic chromosome condensation; mitotic cell cycle. The record is from RefSeq and is a predicted model, not a curated record. NCBI's taxonomy places the organism in Eukaryota, Metazoa, Chordata, Amphibia, Anura, Bufonidae. Gene Ontology annotation, molecular function: histone binding. Gene Ontology annotation, cellular component: nucleus; condensed chromosome, centromeric region. The coding region runs from base 533 to 4624 and encodes 1363 amino acids. The transcript is spliced from 32 exons.
GUACUUGAAGGGUUAAUGUCUAUUGAGAGCUUCAAGUUUUCUAGAAAUGAUAGAAUUUGUAUUCCCCUUGAUCAGCCCAUCUACCCCUGCAAGUUCCUUAUUGGGUAUUCUACCUGCCAAUCAUCCCGCUUUGGCCAAUGAAGCUUCAAGUAAUCUCUGCUACACUCCUAUUGCUUCCUGCUCCUGUCAAUCUCUAGUUCUGUUUUACGAUUGGACGUCUUGUCGAACGCUGCUAUUGGUCAACCCCCUUCUUAGUCGUAUAGCUUCGCGCGCUUGUCAAUCUCCAGUUCUGCGAUACGAUUGGCCGCCUUGUCGAACGCUGCUAUUGGUCAGCUUCUUGUUAUAUUACGUGUUGUUAUUGGCUGCUUUUGAGCGCCAUCUCAUGAGGCGUCCGCCUUCGCCAUUGGCUACGUUCUGGCGGGAGGAGCAGAUUUAAAGUCGGUGGUUACGACUUCCAUACUCGGUGCUCCUGGACAUUCCCGACUGCCUCACCUGGAGAGUGGAUACGCCUCAGGUAAGUAAGGUCUCCACCAUGUCGCUGCAGUUUAAUAUCCCUUUGGCCUUUAAGGACUUGCUGAAGAGCGGAGGAGUGGGCCAAUAUGUGGUCCAGGAGGUGCUGCCUGUACGACAGCUGACCGCUGACCUCCAUGCAUAUAAAGCCGCCCUACGGUCCCAGGGUCCCAAAUGUGUUAUACAGCAUUUUGAUUCACUAUACAGCAUCCUAUACCAUUUCCGCUCGGUGGAUGUUGCCCUGAAAGAAGACUUGCUUGAAUUGCUCGUCAAAGCCAAUUCUCAGCAUGCAAGCGAGCUUCCCUCAGUCCUGGACGAUAUGUCUCUGGCUACGGCAGAGCGUGAUCUGCAUCUGAACACUCUUAAGAUGAACUGCUUCCUCCUCUUGCAUCUGGUGGAGGCGUUUGAAGUAGAAACUUAUAAAGCUGCUUUAGGGAAUGUGGAGCCAAGUGGGAAGGGCAGAAAGGCAAAGUCCAAAGCAGAUGGCUUUUUGUGGGAAAAUGAAAGGGAGAAUGUUCUCCAAACCAUCACACAUCUGCUUCAGCUGGAUAUUCGGCGGCUCUGGAGCAUGUCGCUGAUGGAAGAGGAAUUUAUCAGUAUGGUCACUGGCUGCUGUUACAAAAUGAUGGAAAAUCCAAGUAUUGGAGCUCUGAAAAAUAAGUCUCUCUGGGAAGCUUUAUCGCAUCUGCUUGGUGUGGCUGUGAAACGCUCAAAUGACACUCUGAGUGUCAGUGUGAAGGUGAUUCAGCUUCUGCAGCAUUUUGAACAUCUGGCUCCAGUGCUGGUCCAUGCAGUGACUCUCUGGGCCACUGAAUAUGGAAUGAAACCUUUGGUUGGUGAAAUCAUGAGAAAGAUUGGACAGAAGUCAUGCCAGGAUCUCUCCCGGGAAAGCUCUGCUGUGAAAGCUAUACAUAUGUUUAUAACACAGCUCUCUGAGAGGAUUCCAGCUAUCAUGAUGCCAAACAUAAGCGUUCUAUUAGAUUACCUGAAUGCUGAGCCAUACAUGAUGAGGAAUGCAGUACUGACUGUAAUGGGAGAGACUGUUAUUCGUGUCCUUAGUGGAGACAAUCUGGAUGAAUCUGAGAAAAAUGCUAGAGACAGUUUCCUAGACACUCUUCAAGAACACAUACAUGAUGUGCACACGUUCGUUCGUUCCUGUGUCCUGCAAAUUUACAAUCGUAUUGUGCAAGAAAAGGCUCUACCAUUGUCUCGUUUCCGGUCAGUAGUAACACUAGUGGUUGGUCGCCUGUUCGACAAAUCUGUGAAGGUCUGCAAAAAUGCCAUACAGGUUCUUGCAUCUUUUCUUGCCAACAAUCCUUUCACUUGUAAGCUUAGCAGCACUGACUUGAAAGGUCCGCUAGAAAAAGAGAAAAAUAAGUUGAAGGAACUUCAAGAUAAACAGAAAAAGAAGCCACCAGUGGUAGUCAUCUCUGCAGAAGAGGAGUGGGAAGCCAUGCUUCCUGAAUUGCAAGAAACCCUGGAUGCCCUGGAACAAGAGGAGGAAAAUGGAGAUGAGGAUACUGAAGUGGAUUCCCCCCAGCAGCUUUGUGAGCGUAUUCUGGCCCUCUUAAAGAGCACCAGUUACAAAAAUGCCAUCCGCCUGGUAAAGAAAGGCAUAAGUCUCUUCCCAGAAGAUCCUCUGUUUUCAGUGGAGCAGGAGGAGAAUGCAGAGUUGGUGACCAUUUUGGAGAAAAUCUUUACUGCAAAGGAUAAACAUUCAGAAUCCACAAAUGAGGAACAAGUUGAAGAAGCUGCCUCUGAGCAACCUGAUGAGCAGAGGUCUGAACUGAGCAAGCAGGAGAUGCUGGUGCAGUACCUGACUGACGCUCACUAUUUUGCAGUGAAGAUAGAAGAAGCAAUUGAUAUUAUAAGCAAGAUGAUGUAUGAAGCGGCAUCAUCUGUGGUACAAGAAGUCAUAGAGUUCUUUGUGACCGUUUCCCAAUUUGGGGUACCUCAGGCUGUAGUUGGGGUACGCCGCAUGCUGCCUCUCAUAUGGUCAAAGGAGCCUGGUGUUCGUGAUGCUGUUGUUGGUGCGUACCGGCAACUUUAUCUUUGUGCCAGCUCUGAGUCUGAAAGGGUGAAGGCUCAGAAUUUGAUUCAAAAUCUGUCUUUGCUUAUGGUCGACUCAUCUGCUGGAGUUAUCCAGUCUCUGGAGGAGAUAGUUUUGGAGUUUGUACAAAAAGGGGAAAUUCGCCCCUCUGUGACACAAUUGCUCUGGGAACAAUUUACCCUGAAGGUGCCUUGUACUAACAUAGAACGUCGUGCUGCAGUUAUGAUGUUGGGAAUGAUGUCUCGGGGCGAACCAGAAAUUGUACUUAGUAACUUGGAUACUCUGGUGACUAUGGGUUUGGGUCAAGAAGUACAGAAGGAUUACCAGCUGGCUCAAGAAGUGUGUAAUUGCAUCUUGAAAAUCACAGACGGCCAAAAGUCCACUCUUGGGAAGAAGUCACCACCACUUCGUCUUCCAAGGGACCAUUGUCUUUUCCAGAAUCUAGCUGAAGCUGUGGUUGGAGGGAUCACUCAGCAGAAUCUGCACUGGAUAUCCUUUAAGGAGAUUGUGAUUAAGCUAGUGUUUGAGAUGGGGGAAGAACCUGAGGAAAUUGGUGCAGACAUCUUACACAGAUGCAGCCAACAAGUCCUCCAGGAACUGAACAACCAAGGAGAUGCAUCUACCUUACCGGCGUUUCUGCUCACCCACCUGCUGUCCCUGGCUGGAGAUGUUGCACUGCAGCUUGUAGUCCACUUGGAGUGUACAGUUAGUGCAGAGCUGAGGGGGAGGAGAAUCUUGAAAGAAGAACAAGAGGCAGAGAAAUUGGGAAAGAACAAACAAAGGAAGAGCAAGGGGAAUGAGAGUAUGGAGGAGGAAGACCUGGGUCUGGUUGGUGCUUCUGCUGAUGAUGCUGAAGCUGAGCUCAUACAGAGAGUUUGUGACAAAGAGCUGCUUAAUGGUCAGCAAUACCUCUCUGCAUUUUUGCCUCUUGUUCUCCGGGUUUGUAAAAAUUCUGGGAAAUACAAUGACCCUGCCUUGUGCACAGCAGCCACUUUAGCACUUACAAAAUUUAUGAUGAUCAGCUCAGACUUUUGUGACUCUCACCUACGUCUUAUCUUCACACUUUUGGAGAAAUCGCCACUGCCAGCAGUUCGAUCAAACAUCAUGAUUGCUUUAGGAGACCUCAGCAUCCGGUUUCCUAAUCUUAUUGAACCAUGGACGCCUCAUCUCUAUGCCAGGCUCCGGGAUGAGUCGCGUGAUGUUCGUAGGACCUCCGCCAUUGUAAUGACUCAUCUGAUUUUAAAGGACAUGGUGAAGGUUAAAGGACAAGUCAGUGAGAUGGCUGUGCUGCUCAUAGAUUCAGACCAAGAAAUAGCCUUGCUGGCCAAAAACUUUUUCACUGAGCUAUCAAACAAGGGAAAUGCAGUGUACAACCUCUUACCUGAUAUUAUCAGCCGUCUAUCAGACCCAGACUGUGGUGUUGAGGAGGAAGCUUUUCACACAAUCAUGAGACAUCUCCUGUCAUACAUCACCAAGGACAAGCAAACUGAGAGUUUAAUAGAAAAAAUGUGCCACAGAUUCCGUACAGCCAGGACUGAGCGUCAAUGGAGGGAUCUUGCCCAUUGUCUGUCCCUCCUGCCUUUCUCUGAGAAAGGUCUUGGUAAAAUGCAAGACUGCUUUGACUGUUAUGGGGACAAACUGAGCGAUGAUGCUGUAUACAACUCCUUCCUGACAGUUAUAGGAAAGAUGCGCAGAGGAGCAAAACCUGAUCUCAAGAUUCAAAUUGACGAGUUUGAGCAGAAGCUCAGUGUUUGUCAUAGCAAAGGCUUGGAGAACAUGGAUGAAGAGAUGAUCCAAAAUGGAGAGGUCCCACCUUCAGCUGUCAAGAAAAAUCCCCCUGGUAAGAGACGUCCUCUUAAGUCUGUAAACAAAGCUUCAAAAGCUACUGAAGAAACAGAGUUCCAGACUCCGAAAUCUCGCGUCCCCAGGAAGAAUCUCAGGAAGGUCACUGUGACGUUCUCCAGUGAUGAAGAGUCUGAUUUGGAAGCAGAAUUGAGUGAAGCAGAGACUCCCAAAAAUCCUACCCCUAUCAGACGUACAUCUACACGAUCCCGUGCCCGGUGACCUGACCUCUGGGAGCCUCAUGUGUAAACUGUGUAACUGCUAUGUCUUUUUUUUUUUUUUUGUAAUAUGUGCUUCUUGUAUAAUAGUCUUAUUAAAACGUCACUCUGCCUUUUUAUAUUUUCUGUGUGCAGAUUGUAUUUACAAAGUCUUGUAACUUUAUUGUAUAUUUCAUGUAUUAGAACUGUAUUGGCCCCACUGAGGGAAAAUGCCCGCCAGCUCCCAGCCCUUCUUCCUAGAUGGUGCAGCUCUAAAAAAGAUCUCUGCUAAUGGACAUUUCAGCCCAUGUUUUGUACUAUAAAUAAAGUAUAUUCGAAAAAAUGUUCCCAGUCCCUACACAUUACAAUCAAUUUCAGAUAAAUAUAUAUUUUAUAAUUGUAUUUUUAUUGAAAUACAACAAAACAAUUGUUUCAACUGUAUGCACAAUUGUACAAGGUAAAGUGAGGCAAGUCAUGCACGACAUGCAACAAGUGAACAUAUACUAGGACUUCGCAUUCUAU